UUGACGUCCAAGAUGGCGGACGAAGAGGUCAAUAGACGGCCUUUCUCUUGUCCAGUUGGACCCCUCAGCGACCGUAAACUAAGCGCUGAAAAACUCCCAGGCACAAGACCAUUCUCAAUGGGUGCAAUGGAAGAAGGAGGUGAAGAAGAAAUGCCAGAUGAACUUCUAGAAGAGAUUUUGAUCGAGCGUGCAAAAGAAGGAGAGAGUCUUGCAAAAUUUCAACUCGGGCAGUUCUACUUCGAGCGGGAAAUCUAUGAUAAAGCUUUGAUUUCCUUUGAAAGAAUCAAGAGCACUGAUUUUCAAGCAAAAUAACAACUUGGAGUUAUGUACUAUGAUGGCAUUGGGACGAAGGCGAACCCGGAAAAAGGAUUUCACUUCCUCAAAGAAAUUGCACAGUCCAAAAGUCCUGAUGCAGCUCACCUCAUACCUUUUGCCCAGUAUAAUGUGGGAAGAGCUUAUUAUGAAGGGUUUGGUGUCAAACAGUCUGAUCUGGAAGCAGAGAGAUGGUUUCUUGAGGCAGCGAGAGAUGGUGAACCAACAGGCAGCAUCAAGGCACAAACAGUUUUGGGUUUGUUCUACUCCAGACCUGGUGAAGACUCUUUUGAUUUACAGAAGGCUUACUUUUGGCAUCAAGAAGCCACAGGUAAUGGGAGCCUGGAGUCACAAGGUGCAUUGGGGGUAAUGUAUGAAUAUGGUAUUGGUUUGCGGCGAGACGGAGAAGCAGCUUUCAAGUGUCUUAAAGAGGCAGCAACCAGAGGCAAUGUUUAUGCCCAAGGAAACUUGGCUGUUCAUUAUUACAGGAGAAAACUGUUGAAUAAGGCUGCAGAUGUAGCAAAAAGUGUUGGAGAGCAAGAGGACAUCGAAGGUCUUGCUCUUGAGACGGAUUGUCUACCACGCUACGUGGCUAAAGGAAUCGCUUUAGGAUGUUUUGUUUUUGCACGUUGUUUACAUCACGGCUGGGGAGUAGAGCAAAAUAGAGAGCAAGCAAAGAGAUGGUAUAGCAGGGCCGGUACCUUUGAUCUCGACGUAGUGGCCAGACUGCAAGACGAAAUGACUUAUGGUUACAUAUGACGUUUCGCCCACAAAACGUGACGUACAGAUGUGUUGCGAUAGUGUACAUGAUGUCAUCCUCAGCGAUUCGAUAGAACAAGUUCUCUGUCGCAUGGAAUAUUCGUGGAACGAUCAAAAGGGAGAGAGAACCUUGCUUGUUUCGAGCUUUUGUAGUCGUCAGCCAAGAAUGAAUAUACAAACAAAUUCACAGAUUGAACUGAACUUGAUUUUGCGUCUGGCUAUAAAUUUGCAAUUUCUUCUCGAAAGUGUGUGUUUCAUAUCCAUUUAAUAUAUUCUUGCUUACCCAAUGAAGCUAAGCGAGCUUUUCUUUUAAAUCUAUUCUAAAUUAUGUAAACUCAGACUAACGAUGCAUAUGUAUAUAGUUUGCUCCAGAGCAAAGUAAAUCAUAUAAAGUAUUUAUUUUGGUUUGCCUGUUUUUAGCUGAGUUAAAUAAAGUGCUCUGAAGCGAAAGAAGA
This is a messenger RNA of Stylophora pistillata, 1526 nucleotides long. Its product is annotated as LRP2-binding protein-like. Lineage: Eukaryota; Metazoa; Cnidaria; Anthozoa; Scleractinia; Pocilloporidae. Gene Ontology annotation, molecular function: protein binding. The record is from RefSeq and is a predicted model, not a curated record.